CAAGUUUCAGAAUGGAAAUCCCCAGUACUUCCUCAGAAAUGACAUAUUUCUCAGUCAAAUGCGCGAUUUGCUAUAAAGCCGGUCACGGGCAACAUUUUGGGGUCGAAACCUGUCGAGCGUGUGCCGCAUUCUUUCGGCGUACAGUAGUCUUAAACCGAAAAUACAAAUGUACCAGAAAAAGCGGGAAAUGUAAAAUUGGAAGUGACGAGACGAAGGAUGUGAUGUGCAAAUUUUGCCGGUUCAAAAAGUGCAUCGAUUUGGGAAUGACCACGGAAAAUGUACGAACAGAUCAAGUGAUUAACUUGAAUGUAGAACCUUCAACAUCCCAAUCGCUGGUCCGUUUGGAGAUGACGUCAUUACAGCCGGAAACUGAUGACAGUAACCGUGUACAGUACCAAAUUAUCCACCCAAGAACUCGAGGACCCGCCAUACUGAUUGACGUUAAUGCGAUCAUAAAGAGGAGCAAGACUAUUUUGGAAACUCAUUUCUUCCCCGAUGAUGACGUCAUUGUUGAGCUGAAUCCAUUGGAGAAAAUGACGUUUUGUUUACGGAAGCUUCGAUCCAAACAAUCUUGGAAUCCAAAUUUCUUUACAAAAAUCAACUUUCUGGAUUUAUUCGAAUUUUGGGAGAGUCAAAUGGAAGACACUGCUACGUGGCUGAUGUAUUCUGGCGAAUUUCGGAAAUUACCGAAUCAUGAAAAGAUAGCAAUUUUCAAAAUAGUAUGGGCGGUUUGGAGAAGGUUGGAGAGGUAUACAAUGACAGCACAAGUGUUUGGGCAAAAAUGUUAUGACGAGCAGAUUCUUCUACAUUCCCAUCAGGAUGCUGCUCGAUUUACCGAUUACGACGUUGAUUACUCGUACAUAACUGAUCAAGGAUUUGAGAAAAUAAAUGGACUUUUCGGCGGUAAAAUGAUUCAAUACUUUGAUAUCAUCGUGAAACCAUACCUGGAACUCGAGCUCUCUGACACAGAAAUAGCAUAUAUUCUUUGCCAAAUUGUUUGGAAUUAUGCUGGACGACGCCUUCAGGGACAGACCCAGGCGGCCGGAGAACGAUUUUUAGAAGUAAUUUCCAAUAAUUUGCACAAAUAUUAUGAAGACAAGUCUGGAAAUCGGAAAAGAGCUGAAGACAAGCAAAAUUAUGUGGCGAGGUUGGCGAAAAUGAUGCAAAUUGUGAAUCAGAUGUUGAAUGCCCAACUAAAAAUGGAAAACACAAUGGAUGUGGCAAUGCUUUUCAACACGUUCAACAUUGUGUUCACCGAACCCGAGUUCUUCAGAGUUUAAUUUAUGCACGAGUAGUCAGCGUGCCACAUUUUUCUGUUAACAAUUUGUUUUUUAAUCUGACGUCAUAAAUUUUUGUGUAGUGGCU
Molecule: messenger RNA, 1365 nt
Organism: Caenorhabditis elegans
Lineage: Eukaryota; Metazoa; Nematoda; Chromadorea; Rhabditida; Rhabditidae
Gene: nhr-54
Product: Nuclear hormone receptor family member nhr-54
Exons: 8
Coding region: 12-1280 (422 amino acids)
Biological process (GO): regulation of DNA-templated transcription
Cellular component (GO): nucleus
Molecular function (GO): zinc ion binding; sequence-specific DNA binding; RNA polymerase II cis-regulatory region sequence-specific DNA binding
Source: RefSeq, marked reviewed